Drosophila busckii is the source of this 2004-nucleotide messenger RNA. RefSeq names its product probable serine/threonine-protein kinase DDB_G0280133. The transcript is spliced from 3 exons. NCBI's taxonomy places the organism in Eukaryota, Metazoa, Arthropoda, Insecta, Diptera, Drosophilidae. Bases 471 to 1868 code for a protein of 465 amino acids. The record is from RefSeq and is a predicted model, not a curated record.
UUGCCAGCUGCAUUCAGAAAUUCAGUUGGCAUUUUUAGUUCGCUGCGAGUCCUUUGCGCAGGAGGCAGCAUUACCAACAGCAACCGCAGCAGCAGUGACUCAAAAAUGUAAAUCUAAAAGUGUGCAAUUUGUGUUUAUACAAAUAUAACAUAUAUCAAUAUAUAUAGUACUUAAAAGCAUUGCAAAUAAUUUGACAAUUUGCGAAAUUGAGCGUGGGUGAAAGUCGCGUGUGCCGUUCAAGGCUUUGGCGAAAAGUUGUGUGUGCCGUGUAUGUGACUCUGUUGUGUAUAUCGUGUCAGGUCAGUUGAGCGUUCAAGGACUUUUUCGUGGAGCAAAAAACAACAACAAUAUGCGUGCAGUAACAAUAAAAACGAGCUGUAUAAAAUAAGACGACACAGAAUCUCAAUUGCCACAACGAAAGCUUUAAAUUGUUUAGAAGCGCAGUCAAGUAUUGGCUUUGGUCCAAGAAUAUGCAUUUCUGGAUAGACAAACGCUCGCAGCAAUGCGGUUUUGGACGCUCGCGUGUUGCAGCCUCAUUGUCGCAUACGGGCAACGGCCUAAGCUAUGGACAUCCACCACGGCGCAGCAAGCCCAGCAACAGCAACAUUGGUGGAAGCAACAGCAGUAGCGGCGGCAACAAUCUUGCAUCCGUGCAUCGUUCGCCUGCGCCUUAUGGGAGUGAUUGUCAUGUGGGCGCCAGCACUAGUCGGCAGGCAACGCAAUAUAAUAGCAGCAGCAGCAACAACAAUGCCAAUGUCAGCAACAAUCCACAACAACAGCAGCAUUAUAGCAGCCUUAAUAACAACAGCAAUGCCGCCAGCACAACAGCAAUUACGACUGCCAGCAACAACAACAAUGCCAAUGCCACAGCUUCUUCGGCAGCCGUCCUAACAGGCAGCGGCACCAUUGUGCCGCUUGUUGCACGUGGCAACAAUUAUCAUCAAGCUAGAACGCGCUAUCAGCCUAGAGCACAGCAUCAACAGCAAAUACAACAUUAUCCGCAGCAACACUACAGCUACAACUAUCAUCAUCCACAGUUCGGCAACAUGGCAGUGCCUGUGCGGCAGCAUGAGACCCAUCAGCAGCAACAGCAGCAUCAUCAUCAACAGCAACAGCAACAUUCCGGUGUUUAUGCCGAUGACGCCUAUAGCGCCUACCAUCAUCAUCAAAGCAGCAGUUGCAAUAAUUCGCGCUAUGCAACGCCACGACGCCACAAUUCCGGUAGCAACAUCCGGCACGCUGCAGCAGCCACAGCCGCAGCUCCACCAACACUUGCCACAUCAGCAUCAACGGCCGCUGUUUCUGCCACGCCCAUACCAAUCACAACCUCACAGCCCAGAAGACAGAGCCAGCAGUUGCAGCAAUAUCAUCAAGCUUUGCUGCAGCACGCCGAUUCGCAACUGUUGCCGUCCCACCUUAAAUGUGGCAUGUGCGCUUCGCUGGUGCUGGCGUCGGUGUUCGUGGCUGGCACCAAGUUCUACUUUGAUCACCAGGGUACCGGCUUGGAGGUUCUUAUCUUUUGCGCCUUUUCGGCAACAUUCUUUCUGGCCGCCUGCAUGGUAUCGCUUUGCCGCAUACCCAAAGGUCUAAUACGCAGCCGCAGCGAUGGACGUGCCGCUUGCCAGAGUCGAGGCGUUAGUGCUGGUGCUGGCAGCAAUGCUAACGGUUGCAUGCUCGAGCUAAAUGAUGUACGGUACUUGGAUGAGCGACAGGUGGAGAUUAGUGCAGCAACAGCGGCAGCUGCUGCUGCUGGGCCACCUCCUUAUCAUAUAGCCAUAUUGCUGCCAGAGCAAACGCAGACAAUAUUGGGUAAACAGUUGCCACUGGAUGAAUCACCACCGCCGUCCUAUGAUAAGAUACUGGUGUAGGAUAGGCUAGGGGUAGAGCUUUGGUUUUCUUUAGGAAUUGAGCUUAAAUUUCAGUUCAAGACCAGCUAUGAACCCAUUUCGGUAAAAUCAACACACUUGCUCAAUAUUUUUCUAAAAAUAUCAAAAUUUAUAUAAA